Molecule: messenger RNA, 738 nt
Organism: Dentiscutata heterogama
Lineage: Eukaryota; Fungi; Glomeromycota; Glomeromycetes; Diversisporales; Gigasporaceae
Source: the annotation of a GenBank genome assembly
AUGUCAACACUACUGUUAUUCCUGUUUGCUUCUUCUGUAACAAGUCAAUUUAGUCCAGAUCCUCGACAAUACCAGGAUAGUGUCUUAAUUGGAAAUCGUUUAUUUAUCUUCGGAGGCUAUACGGGGAAGCCUCAAUAUACUAAUGAAACAAUCUAUCUGGAUUUGUCCAAAUCAUUCGACACUUCUCAUCCUCCCUGGAGUAAGGACGUAAAGGGUACUGCACCAAUUAGCGCAGAAUUUGGUACUGCGUGUUUAAGCCCUAUUGACAAUUCUACUGUCUACAUAAUUGGAGGAGUAGCCUACAAUGAAAUAUCGUUAGAAUUUGUCAAACCAUCAUUAGUAUACACUUUUAAUUCUAUUGAAUCAAAAUGGUCAGUCCUGAAUGCCUCUGGGCUUACAACAUUCGAUAGUAAUACGACCAACGUAUAUAACGAUAUGCAAGCAGUUAUGCGACAUAAUUUAGUGUUUUUGUUCAGCGGAACAAAUACAUUGAAACCAUCCGAAAGUAAUCUGAGCACUGUUAGUACGCUCGUUACAACUUUGAACGUUCUCAAUACGAGGACAAUGACUUGGUUAUCUUUUAAUUUUUCUAAUGCGCCUACACCCCGUGAAGGGUAUACAGCUACCCUCUUAAAAAAUGGUUAUAUCGUUUAUAUCGGUGGCACGGAAAAACCUAUUGGCGCUUUUAAGGAGACAAACGUCAAUAUGGACAAUAUCCCUCCCCUAAGAAAUUUGUAA